Messenger RNA from Hemisphaericaspora subhashii, 1668 nucleotides. RefSeq lists its product as uncharacterized. The transcript has a single exon. NCBI's taxonomy places the organism in Eukaryota, Fungi, Ascomycota, Pichiomycetes, Serinales, Debaryomycetaceae. The record is from RefSeq and is a predicted model, not a curated record. Gene Ontology annotation, biological process: regulation of lipid storage. Gene Ontology annotation, cellular component: endoplasmic reticulum. The coding region runs from base 1 to 1668 and encodes 555 amino acids.
AUGUCAACAUAUCAAUCGACAGGUAAUUCAGAACCAGAGCCAGAGCAGCAUCCACCAAUAGCUAACAGUCAGACAAAUACACCUAAAAAGAAUACAAAUAGACAACCAGCCCCACCAGUCUCCCAAAUCAAUGAUUCAUCAAGUACAUCCGAAGAACAAUUAGAACAACAACCAUUAUUAGACCCCGAUGAUCCCCAAGUCUCUCCAUUAAACCUCCCCCAUAUCCAACGACUUAAAUUAUUUAUAAGAAUAUUGGUAUAUAUCAAUCUAUUCCUAUUAUUAAUCUUGGUCAUUAGUGAAUUCUUUUCGAUUCCCUGGUUUAACAAUAGAGGGAAAUCAUUUUUAGAAAUUGAUUUAAUAUUGAUUUGUUUAUUAAUUAAUUCGAUACAUAAUUUAUUCUUUAUAAUUCCGGCUUAUUAUGAAAGAAUUAUGGGUAUUGUGAUUGCGAUAUUUUUGGUGGUUGAUUUGGUGGUGGUUAUGGCAGUGCCGGCGAUGAGACAGAGAUUGGGUGGGUUGGGGGCGGUGUUGAUUGGUUGGACAUGUUUUAAUUCAUUCAUAAAUUCGAUGGUUGAUUAUUGGGUUCAGGAAGCAAGAAAUUCUCAAGAGAUUAGAUUUACUGGUAGAAUUGAAAAGAGAAGAACCGUUGGAGAAUUGAUGAUUAUGAGUUUGAAAGUAUUGAUUGAAAUAUUUAUACUUUGGAUUAUUUGGUGUAUUAGUUUAACUAUUUUAUUGAGUAGUUUUGAUACUCAUGAAAAACCUUGGGGUGAUUUAGUACCUGUGAAUAAUAAUCGAUUCAGGAUCCAUUUAGCUUGUUUUGGAGAUGUAUAUGACAGCAAUGCAACACAACCAAUUGUAUUGGUUGAUGGAGGACAAUUGAGUUCAAGUGAAGUUUUCCAAGAAUGGAUUGAAGAAUUAUAUCAUUUAAAUAAAUUAGAAAGAUAUUGUGUUUAUGAUAGACCAGGAUAUGGAUUUUCCGAUAGUGCACCACCACCUAGUUCAAUUGGAAUAAUUAAUGAUUAUUUAAUGGAAGCUUUGGAAUCACAAGGGAUUGAAGGUCCGUUUUCAAUGGUGGGGUUUGAUAUUGGUGGAUUAUAUGUUAGGAAUUUUGCUAGUAGAUAUAAACAUAAGAUUCAUUCUAUUUUGUUUGUUGAUAGUUGGCAUACUGAUUUAUUGAAGAAAUGGCCAUUUAGUGGAGGACAUAGAAAGAAUGAAGAUUUGUCGGUAUUUAAAGGUUCAUUGGAAGUUAUGGAUAAUUUGACUGGGUUUAAACUUUGGGUACGUGGAUUUAUAUCACCAUUAGGAUUGGUUGCAAAUAUUCAUUGGUUUUUCCAUCCUAUGAAAUAUUCCAGUAAAAGUAGAAUAUUUGGUAGUGAUUUUAUAUAUCAAUCAAGAUAUAUUAGAGCAAGAUGUCAAGAACAAUUACUAUCUGGGAUAUUAUCAUAUAAUGAAGUUAUAAAAUCUGAUAUUAAUGGUAUUACUGUUGUUGUUGUUUCUAGUGAUUAUAUGAUUAAAACAUCAUUAAAUUGGGGUAAAUGGCAAAGAGAAAUAAGUAUAUUAAGUGAUAAGACUAGUGAAUGGAUAAUAAGUAAAGAUACUAGUCAUUAUAUUUGGAAGAGUAAUAAUGGUAAGAAACAAUUACAAGAUGUUUUACUAAGAUUAAUAGAUUGA